Molecule: messenger RNA, 1163 nt
Organism: Anneissia japonica
Lineage: Eukaryota; Metazoa; Echinodermata; Crinoidea; Comatulida; Comatulidae
Exons: 9
Coding region: 492-1163 (223 amino acids)
Source: RefSeq, a predicted model, not a curated record
UACGGAGUGAGCAAAAUUCACGGGAACACGCAGCUAAUUAGACAGAGGCCAUCAGAAUUCAUUCUCAUGUCGGAUUAUUUUGAUGCGUGCAGCCCAGUUUUAAAGGACAUAUCUGACUUCGCCAGACAAAAGCAGAAUGCACAAGAUGCGGACGCACCCCCAAUUUUCAAAAGGUUAUCUUGAGAGUAUCAUCGUUUACUACUACUAGGCCUAAUACAACAGAGGAGUUUUCCUGUCCAGUUGCUAAUAUUGAUAUUGAGUGCACCAAGGAGCAGUAUAUCGAUAUCCAUACCGUAGAGGCGUGUCACCAUAAGCGCAAUGAUUGCGGAGAUGUAAUUGAUAGGUGUGAACACGGCCAGUGCGUAACGGAUUUAGCGCGAACCAGUUGUAGCGGGGAGGACGCGUGUCAUCUAUCAGAUACAGACUUCAUUGAAAAUUGUGGUGUACAUGAUCACGAAUCAGUGACUCUUACAUAUACAUGUGUUGAUUUAAUGCUAUCGACAUCCAGAAAGCAGACCACAGUAGAGGUGACAACAGCCGAUAGAUCUACCUUCACUACCCAAAAAUACAGGCCUACAACCACUGUUGGGCAGACCACAAAUUAUGCAACUGAUGAUGGACACAAUAUGAGCACACUUAAAAUAACAUCUUCAUCUAGGAUCACUACUCAGAGUUAUACAACUAAUGAGAAAUACAACUGGACCACACUUGAAAUAAGAACAGGCGGUACAUCUUUAUCUAAGGCCACUACUGAGAGUUACUCAACCAAUAACGAGGAAGGUACCUUUCCAACGGUGUCUAACCUUCCAUGUCACUUACGUAGUAACAAUAAUAAUAAUGAGAUUAAUGCAAUCUUUGCUGAGCAGAAUGCCAACUAUGAAUAUCAAGAAAUUUGCUCGCAAGAAUAUCGCCUAGAGGUGAAUACAGCAACUACACUGCGCAUACCAGGAGGUGAAUACACUACUACACUGUACUUACCCGCUCACGUGUCCCCUGUAGAAGUUGGAUGGAUAAAUGGAAUUAUUUGGAUAAACCACGAAAGACUGAAGAAGACUUAUUUCCAGUGUGGUGCUGGGGGUUGUGAUUUGGCAGUACACCGGAGACAAACCCUACUCUUUUCCGAAGAGUGUACUGCGUUUGUUCAUCGUGCACAUGGGCCAUAA